AUGCCAGACGGCACCCAUCCAACUGAUGAAGCUGUCUUGAACAAGUCUCAAGCUCAGGAUACACGAGGCAGCAGCCAUAAUACUGCCGCAGCUACCAGUAGGCGCACGUCGUCUUCCGUUGCUGCACGCCCACACAGACGCUCUUCCAGUCCCUCCGCCAGAGAUCCCUCCAAGACUCCAUUGACACCUGAAGAGAGUCCACCCUUUAGUAGAACAACGAGAAAGCGAACGGCUGGCAUUGUUGAGGUCGAAGACAAAGAUUUCGAUCUGCCUGAAGCGUCGCCGGCGCACACCAGAUCUGAUAGCGGUGAGAUCCAGGUGUGUAUCUGUCAACCAGAGCCCAAAAUACCCAGACCUCGCAACGCAUUCAUCUUAUAUCGCCAGAAUCAACAAGCGCAGGUUGUCGCUCAGAACCCAGGCCUCGCCAACCCAGAAAUUUCCAAGAUCAUCGGUGAGCAGUGGCAGAACCAGCCACCCGAGAUCAAGAAUAGGUGGAAGGCGCUUGCUGAAGAGGAGAAGCUCCGACAUCAGCAGCAGUAUCCAUCUUACCGCUAUCAACCUAAGCGAAGCAAUCGCCGGGGCAGUCUGUCGUCAGAGCCAACAUCAGGAGUUGAGAAGCCUCGCUGUCACAAGUGUGGUGGACGAAGCAUCUUGACCCCAUCAACGCCAUAUACUGCGGGCAACAGUCCUGCGUCAGCACACACGCCAGGGUCGCUCGCCACGCCUGUCACAAGAACGUUGCCCGUGCUACGCGAUCUGAGUCUGCAGUCGCCGGCAGCGAGACGACACGGUCGAUUUCCAGGAAACGCCAUGUCUAUCAACCACCACGAUGAGCGCGAUGACCUUGGACCCCUUAGCCCCGAACUCAAGCGUCGCCGAUACAACAAUAACAACGACCACCCUACCACGAUGGCUUCUCGCGCACCACCAUCCAGAUUUGUGGCUGCGCCGCCUCCGGGUCCGCACGGUGGUCCUGGAACCCCAUUUCCGUUUAAUCAGCCACCUGCACCACAUCCUUAUCCGCCAGCAGCUCCACACGGUCGUCGAGAAUCACUGCCUGGCCUACGCGGUGUUGUAAGUCCACCGGGGCCGAUGGCGCCGCCUCCACGACCAGGCCCCGGGUAUGCACAACACCGCCUGUCCCAAGGUCAUGCAGGUCCACAUGAUCGGUCUCUGACACUGCCACCGUUACAGACUCACAGUGCUAGUGUUGCACCAGGGCCGAUGGCCUCUAGUGGAGGCGUGAAGAGCGCCAAAGAGUCCAUCAUGACCUUGGACUUUUGGUACAAGAUCAACGUGCUGGGCAAGGUAGCACCACCAGCACCAGUGCGAAAAGCAACCCCGAGAGGACCAUUGGUCGCUAUCGAAGGUGAUAACGCGGAAGCGGUCAAGGCGCUGGGCAAGUGGUUGAGCGAUACCUUGGGCAAAGGUGACGACCUCAGCGUGAAACAGCUGGACGAACCAGUCAUAUCGGUAGGAGGUGGCAAGCAGCAGAUCAUGGCACAGUAUCACCGUCUAGCAGCGGAGUGGCUCAUGCGAAGCGUUGAAAUCAGCGACAUGCUGAUGAUCAAGAAUGCCUCGCCGACGGACUCUGUCAUGGUUGAUUCCUCGAGCUCAGUCACCUCUUCCAAAGGCAGAGCCAGGGAGAAGAUUGACGAGAACUACGACGAUAGCGAUGAGCCAGAAUCUGGUCCGAAGAGGGCAUCGCCAAACAGAGUUGUGGCGCGAGCCGACGAUCCAGUUCCGCAGAAGGCGGAUCGAGAUGUGGAAGACGCCGAGAAGAUGGACGUCGACACAAAUGCGCGUAAGAUGUCAGUCUCCAGCAAGAGCUCAUCCACCUCCAAUUCGGCAAAGCCAGUCGGUAUCAUCGCCAACUACUCGCUUCACGCCAGCAACUUCUUUGCUUGCCAUAUCCCGAUCGAGCCGUAUGCACAGUACUCGCCCAAGGAUCACUGGGAGUGGACGGCGACACACUGGCGCGGCAUCAUCAGUCCGGACUUGACCAUUUACGUCAAAGACAGCACCACGCCAGAAAGUGGCAAGCCUACGGUCGAGAUUAUGGAGCCGGGCAGCCUCUUUGUCGUGAAGAGAAGCAAGACGGAGGGGAAAGAUGCUCUCGAGAUCGAACCUUCCACACUACGCCGUCUCGGGUUCGAAGUCAGCGAGUGGGUUCGUGGAUUCGGCGAGAAUGCCGUAUAGAAUGGGAUAGCGUGAAUGUGCGACUGCUGACUUGGUUCAUCAGAUUCAGAGCUUGAAAUGUGUGCAGAGGAGGGUGUGGUAGAUCGGAAGUCUGGCGUGCUGGCUUGCCUACGUAUUGUCGAAAUUCGAACAUCGUGAC
This is a messenger RNA of Cercospora beticola, 2338 nucleotides long. Its product is annotated as HMG-box domain-containing protein. NCBI's taxonomy places the organism in Eukaryota, Fungi, Ascomycota, Dothideomycetes, Mycosphaerellales, Mycosphaerellaceae. Gene Ontology annotation, biological process: negative regulation of transcription by RNA polymerase II; anatomical structure morphogenesis; cell differentiation. Gene Ontology annotation, molecular function: RNA polymerase II cis-regulatory region sequence-specific DNA binding; DNA-binding transcription factor activity, RNA polymerase II-specific. The record is from RefSeq and is a predicted model, not a curated record.